ACCGCCUCCCGGGCAAGUUGUGAUCUCAUACGGAGGUUCAGACAUUCAUGAGCUGAGCUGGCAACAGUUUUCCACAUGGUGAUGAACAGCAAUUACGAAGUUGGACCAUCGUUACAACACAUCUGUGAAACAUGAUGAUGAAGGAGAUUGCAGCAGUGGUGUUUUUCCUGAAAAAGCUGUUCAAGAAGGUGGAAAAGUUGGAUACCCAGAAAGUGGACUUGUUUGUGGAGCGGUUGACUGUUGCACUGCAGGAGAAGUUCAGAGGGCAUUGGUAUCCUGACAACCCCAGCAAAGGACAGGCCUUCAGGUGUAUUCGGGUGAACAGGUUGCAGAGGGAGGAUCCAGAGCUGUUGCGGGCCUGCCAGGAGAGUGGGGUUCAGUACAAGGACCUUGGCCUGCCCCGAGAACUCACCCUGUGGGUGGAUCCAGGGGAGGUGUGUUGCAGGUAUGGAGAGAAAAACAUUGCUUUCACUGUUGCCAGUUUCUCUGGUGAUGAUGAGGAUGACAAAGAGGAUGUGACUAAGAAGGUGACCAGCGCUGUCGAGAGGGUGACGUCUGACUACCACUCUUGUUCCUCCUCAGAUGAGGAUAGUGGCCUCAGGGAAACCCGUCCUCCCCUUACCUUCCCUCAAAAUCGCCACAAAUACCAGAUGAUCUACCCAGCUGCUCCUUUGUGGCGUCCUCCAGUGCCCAAGCAGAAGAAGAUGUGGCCAGGUAAAGGAUAUAAUGGACCUCCACGUCCUCCUCACUAUGACUUCAGAACCCAAGGUAGACCCACCCAGCCCUUCAGACACAACGACUGGGCCCCGUCUGGCCACAGAAGGGGGCAUGGAUACGGAUACUGGGGUGGCACUCCAGGCCUGGCUCACUGUUAGGGACCACUGUAGAAAGUGUUGAUGUUAGGAUUAGCCUGUUCCAGGUUCCCUGAGCUGUGAAAGGGUGACCACUAGAGCAAGCAAUAUAGUUCUUGUUGGAGGGGAAUGAGGGAGCAAACUAAAUUCACUAACAUGACUGACCAUAUUUUUAAAAACUAUUUUAGUAGUUUAAUAGUCACUCUGGAAACUCUUGAAUUUGUUUUAUUUUUUUGUGAUAAGAACAUUAACUCUUUGCACUUUAGAUAAUUUGUAAUCGUGUGAGUAAAGGAAUCUACAGUUGUAAUGGAGAAGGAAUAUUGGAAUUUGAUGUAUUUUAUAGCUAUGAAGAUAUAUGUACUGUAUUUAUAUUUGAUGGGAAAAUUGUAUGUUACCUACUGUACUGUCCAUCAAUUGUUCCAAUGAGAAUUUGUUUUAUUUAUUCACAGUGUACUCAUAUUAUGAAUUGUGCCAACCACUUAAAUUAUGAGACAUUAAACACAUUUUCUAAUCA
Molecule: messenger RNA, 1365 nt
Organism: Coregonus clupeaformis (lake whitefish)
Lineage: Eukaryota; Metazoa; Chordata; Actinopteri; Salmoniformes; Salmonidae
Product: protein BTG3
Exons: 5
Coding region: 132-875 (247 amino acids)
Biological process (GO): negative regulation of cell population proliferation; negative regulation of mitotic cell cycle
Cellular component (GO): cytoplasm; nucleus
Source: RefSeq, a predicted model, not a curated record